This is a messenger RNA of Prunus persica (peach), 1399 nucleotides long. RefSeq names its product vesicle transport v-SNARE 11. The record is from RefSeq and is a predicted model, not a curated record. The transcript is spliced from 5 exons. NCBI's taxonomy places the organism in Eukaryota, Viridiplantae, Streptophyta, Magnoliopsida, Rosales, Rosaceae. Gene Ontology annotation, biological process: vesicle fusion; intracellular protein transport; vesicle-mediated transport. Gene Ontology annotation, cellular component: SNARE complex; endoplasmic reticulum membrane; late endosome membrane. Bases 229 to 894 code for a protein of 221 amino acids. Gene Ontology annotation, molecular function: SNARE binding; SNAP receptor activity.
AAACCAACAAGGGCAUAAUGAGACACUCGCAAUCUGCCAGGCCUGCAAUCCUCAAAUUCCAUUACUGUGCCUGAGAUGGUUAAGUUGGCAACCCUAAAGUUCUCUGAUUGAUCACCGAUUCAACCCUCUAAUGCCGAAUUCGAAGUUUUAGAAUUAAAAAGUUGAUAACUUUACGCUUUAAUCUGAUCAAGGACAAUUGGGUAGCUGGUGGAAUUGAGAUCGAGAAGGAUGAGUGAGGUAUUUGAGGGGUACGAGCGCCAAUACUGCGAGCUCUCCGCCAAUCUAUCAAAGAAGUGCACGGCUGCUACCGCUGUUGAUGGAGAGGGAAAAAAACAGAGAAUUGCAGAGGUAAAGGCUGGAUUAGAUGAUGCUGAUACUUUGCUUAGGAAAAUGGACCUCGAGGCAAGGAGUUUGCAGCCAAGUGUGAAGGCAGCGCUUCUUGCCAAGUUAAGAGAAUAUAAGACUGAUUUCAACAAUCUUAAAAGCCAAGUUAAGAGAAUCACAUCACCUGUUGCUAAUCAUGCAGCCCGGGACGAGUUGCUGGAGCCCGGAAGGGCAGAAACCUUGACGACAUCGAACGAUCAAAGAGGGAGAUUAUUGAUGACAACUGAAAGAUUAAAUCAGUCGACGGACAGGGUCAAGGAGAGUAGAAGAACAAUGCUAGAAACAGAAGAGCUUGGGGUCUCAAUCCUCCAAGAUUUACAUCAACAACGCCAGUCUCUUCUACAUGCCCAUAAUACAAUCCAUGGGGUGGAUGGAAACAUUAGCAAGAGCAAAAGGGUCCUGACAGAAAUGACAAGCAGGAUGAAUAGGAACAAAUGGAUUGUUGGCUCCAUAAUCGGAGUCCUUGCCCUUGCCAUCAUGCUUAUCCUUUAUCUUAAGCUUACCCGCUAGCCUAUACUGCUGCUGCACUGCCUUGUCUAAUUUUACCGACACUUCAUCAAUCUCUCCUUUUUCUUUAUGUUGUUGGAUAUUGUUUCUAGCUUCUCUUUUUCUUCUCUCCAAGAUCUUCGCUAAUUCCAGCGAGGGGCAAACAGAGUUGUGUUUUUGUUGUGUCUUACAAAAUUGUUGUUGGAAUGAAGGAAAGCAAACCAUGGACUCUUACGAGACGAAAGCAUGGCUGAAAAAAAAGGACAGAGAGUGGAACGUUUAUCAGGGUGAGCACCUAAGUUAAUCUGAAAACCCAUUUUGAAGUCCUACUGAGAUGAAUAAUGAAAUGUGUCCCCUUCUUUGUUCAGUAAACCACAAGUUCUACAUCAAAGAAAGAGAAAAAGCUUACUAUGCAGGUUCUUCAUAUACUGAACACAAAGCUAAGGAAAAAGAUACUUACAUUAUGAUAUUUAAAUGACUACAGAAUUCCAUACCAAAAAAAAAAAAAAAAAAAACCCUCCUCCUUUAA